Molecule: messenger RNA, 2550 nt
Organism: Condylostylus longicornis
Lineage: Eukaryota; Metazoa; Arthropoda; Insecta; Diptera; Dolichopodidae
Gene: conu
Product: rho GTPase-activating protein conundrum
Exons: 11
Coding region: 292-2214 (640 amino acids)
Biological process (GO): regulation of actin filament polymerization; signal transduction; regulation of small GTPase mediated signal transduction
Cellular component (GO): cytoplasm
Molecular function (GO): GTPase activator activity
Source: RefSeq, a predicted model, not a curated record
AUAUUAUACACUAUAAUAAUAUAUUAGAAAAUAAUAUAGGAAUGUUUAUUGUGUAGAUUUGUGUUUGAUCAAUUGAUUAAAGCAUUGGAAAAAAUAUAUGAAAUAUUUCGUAAAUAAAUUCUUCAAUAUUAUAGAAAAACAAAAAGCUUUGUGAAUGUUUAUUUUAUCAAUGAAUUGUUAGGAUACAAUAUUUUAGUCGAUCUUUAUUUCGAGUGAAACAUAAUUUAGUAUACACAUAAUAUACAUACAUAUAUAAAAAAUAUUAAUUUUGGUGCCAAAUUGAUUUUGGAUAUGGACAAUAUCUCUGAGCCAGAAUUUUAUGAAUACCUAAGCGAAUACAGAUUACAAUCAAAUAAUGAACCAAUUAGUCAUUACGAAGAGGGAGAACUUGAAGCUCAAUGGCUUGUAUCUGCUGGAUUUCCAGAACUUACUAAACCUUUUGAACAUGGACUUGAAAUUCAAAAUUCAGAUAUAGAACCUUUGCUACAUGGACUACCAAAACCUCAUGCCGAAGCUGUAAAACAAAGAGUUCGAGCUCUUAAUAGAACUGUAAGAGGAAGAACAAAAAGUCGAUAUAAACGAAAGCCAGACAUAAGAGAUGUUUUUAGGGAUUUUGAUGAUUCUAGUACUGGAACUCGAUCAAGAAGUGCUACUCCAGAUUCAUUAGAUUCCAUUCAUGGUGAUGGAGAUAAUAACCAUGAGCAUGAAUCAUGGAAUAAUACAGCAAUACCACCAUUUGUAAGUAUAUUUGAUCCGAAUUCUCCUUCAACGCCAUCAUCUCAUAUAAAAAGCAAACAAAAAUUGAGAAGAGUACCUAGUGCACCAUUACGUGGUUCAUCAGAAUUAUUCCGUGGCUCACAUGUCCGUUGUGAUAUUCCAUCAUUUUAUACUGAUGAUGGUAUUGAAUUACUAGGUUUUUCCAGAAUUGGUACAAUUCAUAUACCUAGAGUAAGAUCUGGUUCAGAUCCUGAAUGCUCUGUUGGACAUGCUCGAGGAACUUUAAUAAAGAGUGCUCAUAGCGCUAACAAUAUAUCAAUAGAUCAUAAUAGUUCAAGCAGUGAUGAAUAUUUAGGUGGCUCUCCACCAUUGGAAUCAAAAUUAUCAAAUAGUGCUACUAGUUCACCUCAUAAAAUUUUAAAUGUUAGAAAAUCAUUAAAUUCACCAUCAGCAAGUGCUGGAAAUUCACCAGUUAGAGUGAAAGGAAUUAGUUUUGAGAAUAUGUGCCGCGAAACUAGUCAGAAAAACGAAAAAAGCGAGGAUAUUGUUGAUUGCCCCAUUAUUAAAGAACAAUCUUUUGAUGUUGAUACAAUAAAUGAACAAGAAUUGAAAAAACUCCAUAAAUUAUUUUGGCUUGAAUUAGCUACACUUUUUGAUAAACAUCAAGUUACCCUAGAUAAAAGGAAACCAUUUAAGAGGAGACGUAAAGAAGAAGGAAAUCUUUUUGGGGUUUCUUUGAAUGCUUUGAUAAGAAGAGAUCAGCAAAUAACAGGUGAAGAUUCAACAUUAGUUCCAUUAUUUUUACAAGGGGUGCUGGCUGAAUUAACAAAACGUGGUGCUACAGAAAAAGGAAUUCUUCGAGUUGCUGGACACAAACAGAAGACUGAAAUUCUUUACACAGAAUUGGAAUCGAUAUUCUAUCAGAAACCAGAAAAAGUUCAUAAAUUAUUGAGCGAAGCUAGUUGUCACGACUUGAGUGCACUUCUAAAAAGGUGGCUACGUGAAUUACCACAACCCUUAUUAACAUGUGAAUUAAUACAACUUUUUUAUCAAUGUAAUGCCAUAAAUUUACCGGAUCGAUAUAAAGCUUUAUCACUUGUGUGUUUGUUGCUGCCACACGAAAAUAGAAAUACUCUACGUUCAAUAUUAAAAUUCUUGAAUUAUGUCAUUGAGCGUCAGGACGCAAAUAAAAUGACAAAACAUAAUGUUGCUACAAUAAUAGCACCAUCCUUAUUUCCUCCACGAUAUAUUCAUCCAAUUGAUAAAAAUAAUAUUGAAGAACAAGUAAAAGUGGCAGCAGAAUGUUGUCAUAUGGCAAGUAUUUUGAUAACACAAUCAGAUAAUUUAUUUAUGGUGCCUAAGAAAUUAAUCGAGCAAUCAAAAUCUACAAAAGUUCGCCAGGGAAAACGUGCUGGUCACAGAAAAUUGAAGCAAACGGAAAGCUUAAAUGGAGGGAAUGAAGUCAAUCCAAAUCAUAUCCAGCGUAUUGUCUUAUAGUAUUCGAACAACAAAAUUAUUUCCUUUCAUUUUAAUUAUAUUUAGUUGUUCACUUUCAAUUAAACUUAGUUUUUGGUUUUUUUUGUUUUAUAUUUUUACAUUAUAAUUUUUAAAUUUACGCAAUUUUUUUUUAGAUAAUGAGUUUUAAUUUUGAAACAUUCUUACUUUAUGUGCAUUAACUAGAAAAAUUUUAAAGAAGGAAACUUAAAAUUAUUAUUUCCAUUUCUUUUAUAUUAUGUAACGAAGCAAAUUAUAGUAGCAAAAGUCACAAACAAAUUGUACUACAUUCAAUUUAUUUGAAUAUUUUAUAUAAAAAUAUUUUGUCAUACUUUAAAA